Messenger RNA from Amphiprion ocellaris (clown anemonefish), 1435 nucleotides. Its product is annotated as probable N-acetyltransferase CML1. Bases 141 to 845 code for a protein of 234 amino acids. Lineage: Eukaryota; Metazoa; Chordata; Actinopteri; Pomacentridae. The transcript is spliced from 2 exons. The record is from RefSeq and is a predicted model, not a curated record. Gene Ontology annotation, molecular function: N-acetyltransferase activity.
UAAUACGUGCGCUGUCGUUUUGCUGAGUCUUCUGAGGAGCCGUGAACACAGCAUAGAUUAGCUGUGCGGAAGUUACGAGCGAAAAGAAAUGAGCGGAUUUUCGCCUCAGGAAACUUUUUAAAGACUCAUUUCUCAAGAGUAUGGUCAACGUACAUCAACAGAGCCGAGCCAUGACCAACAUUCAGAUCCGGAAGUAUCGGGACGAAGACGCUGAAAUCGUGAAGGAGAUCUUCACGUUGGGGGUGAGCGAGCACGUCCCUUCGACCUUCACCCACAUGCUCAAACAGCCGCCCACCCAGAUGGUGCUCAUGUGCAUGUUCUGCGCCCUCAUGGCCAGCUCCAAGUCCUUCCUGCUCCCCAUCCUGGCCAUCACACUCCUCCUGGCCGGAGCCCGGCAGCUGGUUGUCUACUCGUUCAACAAAUACAUCGAGACGUCCCUCAGGAGCGACCUCCACAACAUCAGCGAGACCUACCUGAAGCAGAGGGACUCGUGUUUCUGGGUGGCGGAAAGCGACGGCCGUGUGGUCGGCACGGUGUGUUGUGUCCCCACUGAGACGGCGCCGGGUUGCUUGGAGCUGAAGCGCAUGUCGGUGCGUCGCAGUUACCGCGGGAUGGGCAUCGCCAAGGCUCUGUGUCGGACUGUAGCCGAUUUCACCCGUGACCGAGGUUACGCUGCCGUCAUCCUGCACACCUCUGUGGUAGCAACGGAUGGUCAGAAACUGUACGAGCACAUGGGCUACCAGAAGAUAAGAGAGUUUGUCCUUCCAGAGGUUUGGGCCAAAAUCAUGAACUUUACUCUGUUUGAGUACAGACUGGAUUUACAGCAGGAAGGAAAAAGACACUAAAAGGAACAUAAACACCGACAACACCCACAUUAGGGGAACUAUUUACUGCUGUUUUCCUCUGUUCAUCUGAAUGUAGUCUGUGUAGGCAGACUGCAGAACCCGCAGCUUUACAUUUUUCAUGACGGUUGUGCAGCUGGCUCCAUUUCAGCUAAACACAGAAACCAGAUCCCUUCUUUAUGAGAGUCAGGAAAGUCAUGGCUGAAGCAGCUAAUGGCAUGUUUCUCAUUUAAAUUGGGAUAAAAGCUGCUUUCACCCAAAUGUCUGCAAGUGUAAAAUUGUCUUGCAGCUGUCUGACUUGAAAUGAAAACACUAACAAAAUAUUGAUAAAAUCCCCACAAAAACUCAAGUGUGGUCUCACUGAUUUAACUUUUUAUUUCGAAUAAUUUUUAAAAAUUGUUUGACUUUUCUUUGAAUGUUUUUUUUUUUUGGUGAAUUGUUACAUUUCUAACAUGAGAAAUGCUGACUUGAUUUCUUCUCCAGACUUGAAAAUGGAGAAAACAUUACAUAAAACGGUUUGACAAAAUUGCAAAACAGGUGAUAAUAUGUUCCCUCAAACUAAAAUAAAACAACUGUGGUUCAGUUGAACUUAA